AAAUUAAUUAUAAAUGAAACUUUUAUAUUAAUCAAAUAUGCAAUAACAAGAUAAUAUAAAAACGUUUAUGUUUUUAUUAUAAUUAAUAUAAAAAUGUUUAGGACUCACUUCACUGUAUAUUACCAACAUACAAAAAUCACAUGGUGUUUAACCUAAAAAAAUUGUAAACAUGAAGAAAGACAAUAAAUCUGUUAAAAACACAGAGGGUGUUUUAACCGCAGAAGAAAAACGAUUACAAUCUAUAGCAGCAAAAAAGCAACAAUACAAAAGUCAUAAAAACGCCAUAAAAUUUGCGUUAACCAAUCUCGAUGUAAAAACUAAUAAGAAAGUAAUUUUUAAUGAUGAACAUUCUGAUUUGGAAGUAACCGAGAAAGAAAUUCCUUUAAAAAAUGGUCAUUCUUCGAAAAAACAAAGCUUAUUUGACGAUGAUGAAAAUGAAAGUGAGGGAGAAUAUAACUUUGAGAUUAAAGAGCAAUUUCAAGGAAAAAAGGGAAAGAAGUUAUUGGAAUUACAAUCAAAAUAUAAAAAUGAUAAAAGAUUUAUGUUGGAUGAACGAUUCCUAGAGGAUAAUGAUAACUUAAAUAGUGAUAAUGAAGAUGUAGUACGUAAAGAUGUUGUUGAAAAUGAUUUGGUGCAAGAAAAACAAGAUGAUUUGACUGUGUUAGAAGAAAUUUUAGGUACAAAAAUCAAUAGGGACAAAGAAAAAGUGAAAAAAUCAAGUAAAAAAUCAAUGGUACGGUAUGAUCCAUCUAAACCAGAACAAGCAAACUUAGAAGUUCAAAUUACAACGGAAGUCAAACCACCAAAAAAGAAAAAGCAUAAAGAAAUUCAAGAAAAAAAUGAAGAAGAAGUCAAAGAAGUACCUGGUACUUUCUAUGAAGUUAAAGAUGAUUUAAAAGAGAGUUUACAAGAAACCCAACCUUUUAGUUUAUUAAAUAUGUUUGGAAGGAGUGAUCCAGAAAGCAAUGAAGUUGAAAAAAAGAAAAGAGGAAGAGAUGAGGAGGAAUGUGUUGAAACAAAGAGUGUGGUUAAUAAUAAAAAUCCAUUUCGGUAUGAUUCUUCUGAUAAUGAAAGUGAUGGGGAUAUAGAAAAGAAUGAUAAAGAGGAGGUUGUAAAUGAAGAAGUUAAGGAUGAUACUAAAAAUGAUGAUCGAAAACGAAUUAAUUUGGGACCUAGAAAAUUUUGGACUGAUCCAUUCUUUUUUAAAAAUGAUGAUUAUAGAAUACAAGAAGGAUUCGAUUUUAUUAAAAAAUUUGACAUAGAAGAAGCCGAUUUUUCAACAGUUCGUCGCAACAUCAAAGAAAUUGUCAAAGCCAAGGUGAAACAUAAUCAAAAGAAAAAUAAAAUGUUUAAAAAGAAAUUGGGCGGGAAGAAAUUAAUUAAAAUGAAAAAGGCGUUAAAAAGGCGAUGAUAAAGAAUGAAAUGAAUGUGUAUUAUUUUUAUUAUUAAAAAAUAAAUUGAAGCAACCCCUAAAACAAA
This is a messenger RNA of Onthophagus taurus, 1479 nucleotides long. RefSeq names its product putative RNA-binding protein CG14230. Lineage: Eukaryota; Metazoa; Arthropoda; Insecta; Coleoptera; Scarabaeidae. The record is from RefSeq and is a predicted model, not a curated record. Gene Ontology annotation, molecular function: RNA binding.